AUGCGUACUCAUGUUAACAUCAGUCAUUCGAUUAUCAUCAAGUUUCAGAUAUCCCGAAGGUAGUGUUAUUGAAGGAGUGAUAGAAGGCAAUAUUUCAGGCGGACGCCUUAAUUUAGACAAAG
Dentiscutata heterogama is the source of this 122-nucleotide messenger RNA. Lineage: Eukaryota; Fungi; Glomeromycota; Glomeromycetes; Diversisporales; Gigasporaceae. The record is from the annotation of a GenBank genome assembly.